Suricata suricatta (meerkat) is the source of this 1332-nucleotide messenger RNA. RefSeq names its product chromosome 7 C6orf163 homolog (gene C7H6orf163). Lineage: Eukaryota; Metazoa; Chordata; Mammalia; Carnivora; Herpestidae. The coding region runs from base 277 to 1263 and encodes 328 amino acids. The record is from RefSeq and is a predicted model, not a curated record. The transcript is spliced from 5 exons.
AUUUAAUGCUAGAGUCUGGAAGAGAGCCACUGCUUACAUCUUCCCAAAUCCAGUGCCCAUAUCUAUGUGGCAAAGGCUUCAAAACCGUUCUUUACCACUGGCCACAUAGCCACUACCUAAUCCUGGCGAAUCAUCUCGUCCUUACCAGCCUCUAACAUCAUCCUAAAACCUUGAUCCUCUUUCAGCUUCCUUAAACUGCCAGCUUUUCUUAAAACUUUUUUUUUCUGAUCCUGAGUACUUUAACUUUUAACCAUAAAAGACAUCUAAAAUUUAAUUAUGAUCCGAAAUUCAAAUUACACAAACUUUGUUUGCUGUGCUGUUUGUAAUAAAAUAAUUCCACCAGCCCCUUUUGGAGAAACCUUCAAACAGAUCUAUGAAUACAAGCCAUUUAAGACACGCUUUUACACUCACAAAGAUAUACUGAGUAUUGGGGCAGAUAUUCUGAAUAAAGAAGAGCAAUUCCAAGAGGCAGUACUCAAAGAACGUAUUGCAAAAGCAGAAGCUGAUGUGUGGAUUCAGGCUGAUAAACUUCAAAAACAAGCAAUCGAGAAGGCACUUGAAGAAGCAAAUGACAAACACAAAAUGCAUAUUCAGAUUCUGGAAGAAAACCAUCAAAAAGAAUUACAGGAAAUGGCAGCUAAAACCAAGAUAGAGAUGCACCAAAACAUGGAAAAUGAGCUACAGAGAGAACACCUGGCUGCAGAACAACGCAUGAUGCAUAGAAUCCAAAGGAUUAUGAUGGAGUGCCGCAGGGAAACGGUCCAGGCUGUGGAGCAGGCCAGAGCGGAGGAGAGACAGAGAGCCCAGGAGGCAAUCCAGGCCCAGAAAAGAAUGACGAUGGAGAAAAUUUUGAAUACGGAUGCCACAGUUACGAAGGAUCAGAAGAGUGUGAACCAACUGAUAAAAGAAAAAGAACAUGAAAUGAAUGUCUACUAUUGUAUGGCUCAGAGGCAGAAGCAAGAAGAGGUUCAGGAAAUACUCCAAGAAGCAGAGAAGACACAUCGGGCCACGCUUGGAAAUGUGAUGGACAAGCUGGUUAGCACCCAGGGAGAGCUGCUGUCCAUAGUGAGGCAGCUAGGCCUCAUGACAAAUUGGAAAGACUUCCUGGAGGAGGAGUUACAGGAAACAAGAGCAGCAUUUCAAAAAUAUAUCAAUUUUACAUUUCCUAAGCUCUCACCAGGACAUGCAGAUUUUCUUCUGCCAGAAAGAAAGAAAACACCUUCCAAUCUUAUUAUUCAGGAGAAUGAAACAACUCCUGAUUAGAAGUCUUCAACUGAAAUUUCACUACAAAAGCCAUUGUUCCAAAGACUAAAUAAAUUAACUCAAAAACCA